AUGUCCAGUCGAGUGUUUAGAGGUCUCCGUCUGCAUGGAGCUCCCAUCAUUGAUCUUAGACAUUCUUCUAUUCACAAUUGCCUGAUGGAGUUCUUACUGCAACACCGAUUAAUGACGACAAGCAAGCGAGUGCAAGACCGAAGCAAGAAGAAGAGAGUUCAUGCCCUAGAAAUCGCCACUGAGAAGUGGAAAAUUACAUCCAAAGUGCUGUUCCUGAUGGAAAUUUUGAAGCAGGAACGUGAACAAAUCAUACCCAUAAGAUCACUCGACCAGUACAGGAGGCAAAUCAACUUGCCAAAACCCCAUAAACUCUCAGAUUUCAUCAGAAAAUCACCUAAACUAUUCGAAAUGUAUAAAGACCAUAAAGGGGUUUUGUGGGUUGGAAUGACUAAAGAAGCUGAAGAUUUGGUCAGGGAAGAGGAGAGCAUCACUGAAGACUACUCAGAGAAAGCUGCAGAGCAUGUAAGUAGAUUCUUGAUGAUGUCAAUUGACAAGCGUUUGGCUUUAGAUAAGAUUGCUCAUUUUAGGAGAGACUUUGGUUUGCCCUUUGAUUUUAGAAAAGACUGGGUUCAUAGAUAUCGGCAGCACUUUAGGGUGGUUAAGAAUGAGGAUGAUGUUGAAUGCCCGGGUCUAAAAGCAGGGUCACAGGAAUUUGAUAAAAGGGCUGUUGCAGUGAUGCAUGAGUUGCUUAAUUUUACUAUUGAGAAGCGAUUGGUCACUGACCAUCUAACCCAUUUCCGAAGGGAGCUUGUGAUGCCCCAGAAGCUGAUGAGGCUGCUAUUAAAGCAUUUUGGGAUAUUCUAUGUUUCUGAGAGGGGGAAAAGAUUUAGUGUGUUUCUUACUGAAGCAUAUGAAGGUUCUGAAUUGAUUGAAAAAUGCCAAUUGGUUAAUUGGAAGGAGAAGGUUCAGAGUCUUAUUGGAUAUAGAGGAAGGAAGAAGAAAAUUGAAACUUUUGAUGAUUUUCCAGAAGAGGUGGAUGAGGAUUUGUUUCAGAGUGAUCCUGAGGAAGAUAGUGUGCGUGUGGAAUUGGGGGAAGAACAGAUCAUGGGUCGUUUAGCAGACUCUUCUCUUAUGGAUGAUUCUGAGAUGGAGAUUGGAGAGAUUUCAAGUGCAUACAAGGACUUGGAAACAUGA
Thlaspi arvense is the source of this 1134-nucleotide messenger RNA. The record is from the annotation of a GenBank genome assembly. Lineage: Eukaryota; Viridiplantae; Streptophyta; Magnoliopsida; Brassicales; Brassicaceae.